Molecule: messenger RNA, 489 nt
Organism: Staurois parvus
Lineage: Eukaryota; Metazoa; Chordata; Amphibia; Anura; Ranidae
Source: the annotation of a GenBank genome assembly
AUGGCGCUGAGAGUGCUGAGCGGGCUGAGGAGUGUGAGCUGUGCCGCCAGGCUCGUCCCCUGGACGGGAUGUCCCGCUAGAGAGCUGAGCUACGCCGCACGACUGCUGGCCGCCCGGAAGUUCACAGACAAGCAUGAAUGGAUAGCUGUUGAAAAUGGGAUUGGAACUGUGGGAAUCAGCAAAUUUGCCCAGGAGGCAUUAGGUGAUGUGGUUUACUGUAGUCUUCCAGAGGUUGGGACCAAGUUGAAUAAACUAGAGGAGUUUGGAACCUUAGAAAGUGUUAAGGCGGCUAGUGAACUUUUUUCUCCACUGACGGGAGAAGUUACAGACAUAAAUGGAGCCUUAGCUGACAACCCUGGCCUGGUGAACAAAUCCUGCUACGGUGAAGGAUGGUUAAUAAAGAUGACUGUGGGCGUUCCCUCUGAACUGGACGAUCUGAUGAGUGAAGAUGCAUAUGAGAAAUAUGUGAAGUCCAUUGAGGAACACUGA